UAGAGCAUAGAGUCUUAUUGAUUGUUUGUAUAUUUUUAUUUACUACAGCAAGGUUCAAAAACACUAUCUAGGUAGGAAUUUGACCACAGUUUAUUGUAAAUACCAUAGUAUUUAUUGCAUAUAUAUUGCACGGUCCUCUCAGUUGAUCCAAAAAGUCUCAAAACAUUUAAGAUGUAAAGGUAUUACUUUAAAAAAAAAUCAUUUUACACUGCUGACAGGCAGUGACGGAAAGCAGAAGUGUGUUGAUCACGUGGUCGCGCUCAUUUUCACACAUCUCUCAAACUGACAGUGCGCGUGCUCUCUCAUUCUGUUAUAUUUCACUAUGAUGGAUACAGACGAACUGUGCCAAGUCCUUAACCGCGUUUACAGAAAUGAUGCAUGAAUCUGUUUCAUCGCUGAGCAUUACGACAACCAUGAACACCUCUGUGAACUUGUCCUGCGAUCUGCCAUACAAGGAAGACCGGAUUCCUCUAAUGGUGCUUUACAGUGUUGUUUUUGUCAUCGGCUUGCCAGCCAACCUGGUCACCGUCUACCUGACCCUAUACCAAGUGUGUCAUAAAAACAAUUUUGGCAUCUACCUGCUGAGCCUUUCCGUGUGCGAUCUCACCUACCUGUUUACACUGCCCGUGUGGGCCGUGUACUUCAACGAAUACCACGUGUGGCCCUGGAGCUCUAUGGCUUGCAAAGUAACCGGCUAUGUUUUUUUCAGCAACAUGUACAUCAGUAUAUUUCUGCUGUGCUUCAUUUCCAUCGACCGCUAUGUGGCGGUGGUUUAUGCUGUUGAAUCCAGGGGUCACCGGCAUAAAAGGAUCACUGCUUUCAUAGCCAUUUUAGUCUACGUGGUGGUGGGCUUGGUUCACAUUCCCGUCUUUAUCAUGCGGGAGGGGAAUGUGGCCAAGGACAGUCUUCGCUGCUUCGAACCCGGCCAGAGUACUCCGAUUGUAACAGGAUUCAACUACGCCCGCUUCUGCAUCGGGUUUUGCGUCCCUCUGGGCAUUUUGAUUUUCACAAACAGGGCUAUUCUUGCCAACGUUCAGGCCAGCACAGGACUCCUCCCCCAACAGAAAGAAAAAGUUCGCUAUCUGGCUGUGGCAGUCGUGGCUUUGUUUUUGGUUUGCUUCGCUCCUUACCACAUUAUUUUGUUUAUACGUGCCAUUACCUACCACUUCCUUAAGAAACAAGAUGAGUGCAACUUUCAGCGGAGUAUCUACACCUCCUACAAAAUCUCACUGGGUCUGUCCACUUUGAACAGUGCCAUUAACCCCAUUCUCUACGUGCUCUCGAGUAAUAACAUCCGGAAGGAGUUCAGAAUAAGCAUGGAAGCACUCUGUAAACGAAUGAGAUGGCCAUCAACACACAGUAGUCAACAUAACACGCACAGUUCGAAAAGCAAUUCAGGACCUGUUCCCACAAAGGGAGAUGAAGUGAACGCAAUUUGUCCCAUUUCAUGCUAAAAGUAUUCAUUAAUUUGUCAUUUGUUUGCUUGAUGCUUCAGCAGACCUUCAGAGUUUCUAUGACAUUCAGUUUUGUUACACAACAACAACACUUUUUGAGGUAGCUUGAAAUGAGGCACUGAUCUUACAUGACUGGGUAAUUUUCUACUUUCACAAAAAAACUUCUCAUCAAUUUGUGUGAACUGAAUAUCUUGCAUUCGACUACAGCAUGCUUUUUUACCUGUUUGAAUAGCGUGAAAUAGUCUUGCAGUCAACUUUGAAGUUUUUUCUGACCACAAAUCACCCAUUUUAGGCAGGAUGGAACCACGUCACACGUAAAGCACACGUUAAACAGGAUGGAGCAACAUGUUCAACAGUGUGGGCGAUUAUGAGUCUUUACUCAUACAGUCUUUACUCGUAAUUUAUUGGUAAAUUGCAGUUAAUAUGUCAUGUGUGAAACCUUUCUGGUAAAUUAGUGUUGUCAAUUUACCAGUUAGAGAGGAUGUAAGAUAUUUAUCUAUCUAUAACUGUAUCUAUGUGAAUGAAACGACGUCAAACCGUACUGACAGCUUCGGGCCAAUCAUAACGUUCUGUUGAUGACGCAUUCUGUGUACGGACGUUUCCACACGCACGCUGCUUAAAAGUCUAGCGCAACUGAAAUUAACGUCCACAUUUCUUCACCAAAGUUAAAAAAAAAUCUUCACCAAAGUUGUGGACGUACUUAGCACACUUAUUACUGCUGUACAAAAACGCAGGUUGCGUCUCUUCCCAGUUAAAGAGGAACAGUAUGUAAGAAAUUUAUAUCAAUUAAUCAUAAAAAAAAUUGCAGCCCUCAACUGAUGUUUAUGUAUACCAGUUUUGGCCACAAUCCUACAUACUGUUCCUUUAAGUUACGUUUAAAGUCACCUAAGGCAGUGUUGUUCGAUCACGAGCAAUUUCGCGACUGUCAGCAUUUGCCAAACAGAUGCGAAAACAACAAAAUAUGGACCAUGGAUAUGAAGUAUGACGUGGAUUGUUUAAAAAUACAAUACUGAGCUCGCCGCGCUAUACUGAGCUAACUUCUGCUUUCUCACAGAGUUUAGCUGUAUUUUAAUACGGAAGUGUGAAUGAUGUCAUGCUUAUUGGUAAAAAGACGGAACUUCACUGCCUGCAUGAAUAGCAUAUUUUUAUAUUUACUGGUGAAUUUAUUCUGGUAAAUUCAUGGUAAUUUACCGAAAUUACUAUGUUAAAGAGGAUACUGUCAAAUUUGUUAGGUAGAGUAACAUUGAUGACAUCACGUAGUCCAGACUUUAGGAGUCCAUGUGGGUGCACCGGAGUCGUAUUUAGGGACAGACUCGAGCAUCACACCGGAAAUAGGUAGAGAAGUUGCCCGUCAGUGUGAACUUUUCCCUUCCGUCGUCUGAUUGGUCUGAUUGCCCUUUCGCAAGGACUUCUGGGUUGGUAAAGUGCGCGAAGCCUGCUGCUGCAUCAAGGGGGGAAAGGGGGCGCUGAUGAGCACACUUCAAAGCGUAAAAAUGACAGAUGGGACACCCUACAGACUCGUAGACUAAGCGAGAACGUGCAAUUUAAGGCCACGAGACCGAAAGUCCACAUGAAGUGCGCCAUUUGGGACAGGGCCACAGUCUUUGUGUAUGACUGCUGUGAAGCUAUAACAGAGUUUAAUGGUAACAGAAUUGAUACAAGAGGAAUUCAGACAACCGGAAAUCAUGAUUUUUGCUUUUUAAGACAAUUUUUACAAAAAAUAUUAUAUGUUAUGGCCUGUAACAACUUGCGAUCCAUGACAAUAAUUACCAAAUUAAUAAAAUAAUUACAAAUAUAACAAUGUGAAAUGAGAAAAAACUUUGGGCACCAAAUAACCCAUAAGUCUGAAACAUUAAGAUAUUGUUUGCAAACGUAAUAGUAGUAACAAAUAUUUGAGUAUUUUACAGUAAUUUCAUUUACAUUAUAAUUAUUUCCACCAUUUGUAUUCACGUUAUUUUCCACCUCAUUCAUGACUCAUUUGGAGAUGUCUGACUGUGUCAGAAAACUUUUAUUUGCUGGAACGCUCAGGGGUGGCUUCCCAGACAUGGAUUAUCUUAAACCAGGACUAGAGCUUAGUUUAAUUAUAAAAAUAUAACUAGUUUUAACAAACAUGCCUACUAAAAACAUUACUUAUGUGAAUUUUGAUGUAUUUUAAGAUAUGUCAGUGCAAGUUGUUUUUAGUUUUUGACACCUCUUACAUUUAUUUUAGUCUAGUACUAGUCUAAUCCCUGUCCAGGAAACCGACCCUCAAUGUUCAGUUUGGAAAUUAGUCUCUCAUAAUCUGUAGUGACAUUGUUCUCCUAAUAUGAUGGACAACUUUUAUUAGCUAUCUAAAUAAAACUGAAAAAAAACCUCAACUUGUUUACUAGAGCAUUUCUAAGUUGAUCUAUACAAACGCAAAAUAUUCAAAUAUAAAUCACUGAAUGCUGCAUUGACUCUGCAUUGAUCUGUGUGGUUGUGAGAUGUCUGACAGGUCUUCAUAAAUUAAAAAAGCCUUUGUGGUAAAUGCAGCACUACAUGCUACAUGCUUCCUUGUCACGAUUUCACCGCACAAAAAUGUUUUAUGUCUGUCAUACAAAUGUUUCACACGACAGAAAACCACAUGAUCAUCCACUAAGUCUGCUCUCUCACACCUUAUUUUUUUUCUGAUGGUUAUCUCUCACAUCUUAGUCAUAGUUUCCUCCUCUAUCUGCUUGAAGGUGUGAAAUAGCAGCUGUUUCUGGAAAUUAUGUAUCAACUGAACCACAUGUUGUGAAUUAUUUGCAUCUUUGGUUUAAGAAAGAUGUUUUACAUUGAUAGUUUUUAGCUUUGAAAAUGCAUAAUGGAAACCCAGAGCGAGUUGAAUCUUGCUUUUUCUGUAGGGCCAUUACCUUUACCUCACUCUCUCAGGGUCUAUUUUUUCUUUCUGCCACAGUGAGCUUUUCUUCUUGAUAUGUUUCAAGACGUGUGAAUUAUUAAUGUAUAAACAAAGAUAGGCUCUUACUGUCUUUAUCGUCAGAAAGAUCUGUAUUUAUCAUCAGUCUCAUUUCUGCUUUUCUUACUUUAGCCGCCUUUCUCCAUCUGUGGGAUUUUUUAUAAUAUUUUUUAAAAAUUCUUAUUAUCAGUUGUUUAUUUAUUUAUCACAUUAUUUUUAUAUACAGUAUAAGGGGCAUAUCUUUGGUCUGCAUGUGUAAAAACAUUUUAAUGUUUAUUGGACUUCUCUAAGUAUAUUUGUAAUAUGUGAUUGUAGUUUUGUGUUUCAUGCUGAUGUCUAUUUCCACUUUGAUCUCAGUGAUCUCACUGUGGCACAUCCAUUUAUGUUACAUUUAUUUAUAAUAAAAAAUUCUCACAUUAA
Messenger RNA from Paramisgurnus dabryanus, 4788 nucleotides. It is a transcript of the gene gpr132b, whose product is annotated as G protein-coupled receptor 132b. Gene Ontology annotation, cellular component: membrane. Gene Ontology annotation, biological process: negative regulation of G2/M transition of mitotic cell cycle; G1/S transition of mitotic cell cycle; G protein-coupled receptor signaling pathway. Lineage: Eukaryota; Metazoa; Chordata; Actinopteri; Cypriniformes; Cobitidae. The record is from RefSeq and is a predicted model, not a curated record. Gene Ontology annotation, molecular function: G protein-coupled receptor activity.